Molecule: messenger RNA, 416 nt
Organism: Drosophila albomicans
Lineage: Eukaryota; Metazoa; Arthropoda; Insecta; Diptera; Drosophilidae
Exons: 2
Coding region: 57-389 (110 amino acids)
Source: RefSeq, a predicted model, not a curated record
UCAUUUCCAGUUGUUCAAGUUCAACGUCGCAAAUUAUAAUUUUGAUUAUUAUCACAAUGAUAACUUUUAUUAGGUCCACCGAUUUUUUGCCUAUAAAAGCGGCAGCCACUUCGAGCGCGCGGUUUAGUUUUGACAAUAUGAAGACUAUUUGCUUGUUCCUGUUGUUCGCCCUGCUGGCUGUGGUCUACGCCGCCCCAGCUCCUGCUCCUGCUCCUGGCCGCAACGAUCCUCAGGUGUCGAUUCUGAGGUACAACAAUGACCAAGAUCUGGAGGCGCUGCAGCGGGCAAUAAUUGCACAAUACGAGUCGAAAUACAGCGGACCUACCGUCAUCCAUACCCCGCGUGUGGCCAAUGCUGUUAAUCCCCUUGCCGCCAACUUUAACGUUUAAUUGCUGUAUGACAAUAAAUUAUAAAAU